Messenger RNA from Lasiosphaeria miniovina, 4774 nucleotides. Its product is annotated as Hydantoinase B/oxoprolinase-domain-containing protein. The record is from RefSeq and is a predicted model, not a curated record. Gene Ontology annotation, cellular component: cytosol. The transcript is spliced from 3 exons. Gene Ontology annotation, molecular function: 5-oxoprolinase (ATP-hydrolyzing) activity. Gene Ontology annotation, biological process: glutathione metabolic process. Lineage: Eukaryota; Fungi; Ascomycota; Sordariomycetes; Sordariales; Lasiosphaeriaceae. The coding region runs from base 328 to 4401 and encodes 1357 amino acids.
GGGACGAACAAUGGCAUCCAACGGCGAUAUAAAAGCGACUCGGUCCAUGGGAUCGAAGGGAGUAUUUCUGGCAACCCUUUUCUUCUUCUUCCGUCCUGCAGCUUGUACUCGCAAUUUUUCAUCUUUUUUUUCUUUUUCUUUUUUUAUUAGGUAUCCAUUACAGAAUUUGGGGGAUAUCAGACAAAGAGGGCACAAGGCAACAGCCCCACACUCACACCACCACAUCUAGAUACACUUUCCUCGUGUGUCACGAAGUCUAAUCCGGGAAGGCACGAGGUGGAAAGAAUUGCGCCUACCUAGAGUGAGACAGUGGAGGCUCCUUGCACAAUGGGCUCAGCCGGUGCAGAAAAUGACCGGGGCAUCAGGAUUGCCAUUGACCGUGGCGGCACCUUUACCGACUGCGUGGGCAACUUCAACGGCGAGGAUGUCGUCAUCAAGCUGCUCUCCGAGGACCCGGCCAACUACAGCGAUGCGCCGCUCGAGGGCAUCCGCCGCAUCAUGUCGCACUUUCUGCAGCGCGACAUUCCGCGCGGCGAGCCCCUCGACACGGCCCAGAUCGACUCGAUCCGCAUGGGCACCACCGUCGCCACCAAUGCCCUGCUCGAGCGCAAGGGCGAGACCAUCGCCCUCGUCGUCACCAAGGGCUUCAAGGACUGCCUCGUCAUCGGCAACCAGUCGCGCCCCGACAUCUUCGACCUGGCCAUCAAGAAGCCCCAGGUCCUCUACUCGGCCGUCGUCGAGAUCAACGAGCGAGUCACCCUCGAGGACUAUGCCGAGGAUCCCGAGCGCCACCUCACAAAGUCCGACGCCCGCGCCGGCACCGCCGAGGCCAGGACUGCCGACAUAGUCAUGGGCUUGUCGGGCGAGGCUGUACGCAUUCUACAGCGACCCCAGCGAGACACGAUCCGCAGCCAGCUGCAGCAGAUAUUCGACAGUGGCAUCAAGAGCAUAGCCGUCUGUCUGAUGCACGCGUACACGUUCCCGGACCACGAAGCCCUCGUCGGCGAGGUCGCCAGGGAGAUUGGGUUUGGCCACGUCUCGCUCAGCCACGAGCUGAUGCCCAUGAUUAAGCUGGUUUCACGGGCCACUUCUGUGUGCGCCGAUGCGUACCUGACCCCCACCAUCAAAAAGUACAUCUCCGGCUUUCAGCAGGGCUUCGAGGGCGGCCUGGGAUCUAAGAGUGUGAAGCAGAAGGGCGCCCGCGGUGCUCGCUGCGAGUUCAUGCAGAGCGACGGCGGCCUGGUGGAUGUCGAAAAGUUCACGGGCCUAAAAGCCAUCCUGUCGGGUCCGGCAGGCGGCGUCGUCGGCUAUGCCACCACAUCUUACGAUGCGAACACCAGAAUCCCCGUCAUCGGCUUCGACAUGGGCGGCACCAGCACCGACGUCUCGCGCUACGGCGAAGGCCGAUAUGACCACACUUUUGAGACCACCACAGCGGGCGUCACGAUACAAUCUCCCCAGCUAGAUAUCAACACGGUUGCCGCAGGCGGCGGGUCGAUGCUGUUUUUCCGAAACGGGCUCUUUGUGGUCGGCCCGGACUCGGCCGGCGCUCACCCCGGGCCAGCCUGCUAUAGAAAGGGGGGCCCUGCCACCGUUACCGAUGCAAACUUGUAUCUGGGGCGGCUGCUGCCCGAGUUCUUUCCAAAGAUCUUUGGCAAGAAUGAAGACGAGGGCCUGGAUCCGGAAGCUAGCAAGCGGGCGCUCCAGGAACUGGCAGAUCAGAUCAACAAGGAGACGGGAAAGCAGAUGGACGUCGAUGAAGUCGCCUACGGAUUCCUCACUGUGGCAAACGAGGCCAUGACACGGCCUAUCCGAAGCAUUACAGAGGCCAAGGGGCACGACUCGUCCAAGCACCGCCUGGCGACGUUUGGAGGUGCAGGCGGCCAGCACGCUGUGGCCAUUGCCGAGGCUCUAGGCAUCAAGCAGAUUCUCAUCCACCGAUACUCGUCCGUCCUUUCCGCCUACGGCAUGGCCCUAGCCGAUGUGGUGGACGAAAGGCAGGAACCGGAUUCCAAGAUCUGGAAGGACGAGGGCGACGCAGUGGGCGAGCUCAAGACUAAGAUGGGUGCACUCAAGGACAAGUCUCGCCACACCCUGAGAGACCAGGGCUUCGAGGACAGUGAGAUUGUGUUUGAGGAGUACCUGAACAUGAGAUACCGCGGCACCGAGUCUGCUCUCAUGAUCAUCAAACCCAGCAAGGAAGGUGCCGACGACUGGAGUUUUGGGAAGGCGUUUGUGGAGCACCACCGCUAUGAAUUCGGCUUCACACUGGACGACAGGGACAUUAUUGUCGAUGAUGUUCGGGUCCGGGGUAUUGGCAAGAGUUUCCGAUACAGUGAGAAGACUGUAGACGAGCAACUAAAAACUGUUAGUCGACAUGAAGUGUCGGCCGAGAAGCAGCACUCUGAGGCAAAGGUCUUCUUCCAAGGCGGCCGCCUAGACACCCCAAUCUACAAGCUUGGGGAUCUUGCGGUCGGGACUUCUAUCAAAGGUCCCGCUAUGUUAGCAGAUGGCACUCAGACCAUUGUCGUUACCCCUGGAUCCACCGCGUUGAUACUUGAAACGCACGUCGUCAUUGACAUACAGAACACAGAGGGGGAGAAGGACACAUCCUCGACAGCGACAGGCGAGUAUGAGGUGGAUCCUAUCAAGCUCAGCAUCUUCGGCCACAGGUUCAUGGCCAUUGCCGAGCAAAUGGGCAGGGCGCUCCAGAAGACGAGUGUAAGCACAAACGUGAAAGAGCGGCUCGACUUUUCGUGCGCCAUCUUCGACGCCACUGGCGGUCUGGUGGCCAAUGCUCCUCAUUUACCAGUACAUCUUGGUUCCAUGUCGACUUGUGUUCGACGCCAGGCAGAGAUCUGGAGGGGCAAGUUGAGCAAAGGAGAUGUCAUCAUCUCGAACCAUCCAUCAUACGGCGGGACGCAUCUGCCGGAUAUCACCCUGCUGAUGCCUGCAUUUAACGAGGCUGGAGACAAGAUCCUCUUCUAUGCGGCGUCGCGAGCACAUCACGCAGACAUUGGUGGCAUCACAGCCGGUAGCAUGCCGCCGCACUCUCGCGAACUUUACCAAGAGGGUGCGGCGAUCAAGAGUGAAAAGUUGGUCAGCGAGGGUAAAUUCAACGAGCAGAGGGUAGUCGAGCUUCUGUACAAGGAGCCGGCGCAGUAUCCGGGCUGCAGCGGGACUAGAUGCUUGGCGGAUAACAUUAACGACCUUCGGGCGCAGGUUUCGGCCAACCAGAAGGGUAUCUCGCUCAUCGAGACACUCAUCGACGAGUACGGCGAGGACACGGUCCAGUUCUACAUGGUGGCAAUCCAGAACAACGCCGAGCUGCAGGUUCGGAGCCUGCUCAAGACGGUAUCCAAGCGGUUCGAGGGCAAGGAACUCUCGGCGGUCGACUUUAUGGACGACGGCAGCCCGAUCCGUCUCAAGAUCACCAUUGACGCCGAGAAGGGCGAGGCCGUCUUCGACUUUGAGGGCACCGGCCCGGAGGUCUACGGCAACAUCAAUGCCCCUGAAGCCGUGUCGUAUAGCGCCAUAAUCUACACGCUCCGCUGCAUGAUCUCUGAGGACAUCCCGCUCAACCAGGGAUGCCUCAAGCCCAUCACGGUUAAGAUCCCACCCCAGAGCCUGCUGUCGCCGUCAGACAACGCCGCCGUUGUGGGCGGUAACGUCUUGACCAGCCAGCGCGUGACUGACGUCAUAUUCAAGGCGUUUGAGGCUUGCGCUGCCAGCCAGGGCGACUGCAACAACCUGACGUUUGGCUUUGGCGGCAAUGUAACGGGCGAGGCCGAGGUGCGCGGCUUUGGCUACUACGAGACCAUUGCGGGCGGCAGCGGCGCCGGCUCGUACUGGGAGGGCACAGACGGAGUGCACACGCACAUGACCAACACACGCAUCACAGACUCGGAAGUAUUUGAGAGGCGGUACCCCAUCCUGCUGCGAAAUUUCUCGAUCCGCAAAGGGUCUGGCGGCCGCGGCCAGCACCACGGCGGCGACGGCGUCGUGCGCGACAUUGAGUUCCGCAUCCCCGUGCAGGUGUCGAUCCUCAGCGAGCGGCGUGUCUACCGGCCUUACGGCAUGGCUGGUGGCGAGGACGCCGAGUGCGGCCUCAACCUGUGGGUGUGCAAGGUGCAGAAGGCGAGCUGGGAGACGAGCCUGCGGAGGCUCCAGCAGAGCGAGGCUGGCGCGGAAGAGCAAGGGUUCGAGGAGCGCUUCAUCAACCUCGGCGCCAAGAACAGCGCCCCAAUGAAGGCGGGCGACCGUAUCAUCAUUAACACGCCGGGCGGCGGUGGCUGGGGCAAGGUCGGCGACGAGCCGGCGCUCGGCAAGGGGAACAACCCGACUCUGGCGUGGAAGAAGGGGUCACAUGCGGCGCGGGAGGAGAUGGCGCUACAGGCGUGAUGAUGGGGUUCUGAAGGGUGAAAAUAGACUUGAAUAUGUCCCACGAGGUAAUGGAUUCGUAAUUUUGUCAUUAUGUUUUCUUUCGUCGGAGCGCUUUCAUCUGUCACCAAGGUCAAAUGGCCUAUACCCAUCACCAUGUACACAAUGACAUGAACGUUUAUAAUUAUGUCAUGACCGAAUGUACUGGUAAUGUUAAUUGAUAGACAUUUAUGCUGUUUCUUCGUUUUAUUUUUCUAUGACAUUCCCUCUACAGUCGCGUAUUGUCGUUCUUGAUAUAACACCUCCCUCUAUCCUACCCCAAGCAAGAUACAAUAAGUAGCCACGUUGGCGAUCGGGCUCUCCCCCGUCCCAAAUAAACAACCCAAUUAACAAC